Messenger RNA from Gasterosteus aculeatus aculeatus (three-spined stickleback), 4042 nucleotides. Its product is annotated as 5-hydroxytryptamine receptor 4. Gene Ontology annotation, cellular component: plasma membrane. NCBI's taxonomy places the organism in Eukaryota, Metazoa, Chordata, Actinopteri, Perciformes, Gasterosteidae. Gene Ontology annotation, biological process: adenylate cyclase-activating adrenergic receptor signaling pathway; chemical synaptic transmission; positive regulation of MAPK cascade. The record is from RefSeq and is a predicted model, not a curated record. Gene Ontology annotation, molecular function: G protein-coupled serotonin receptor activity.
GCAGAUCGGACUCCGCUUUUCUUUUUCCCUCUUUUCGUCCGUGAUAUGGGAGCCGCCGGCACUCACCGGGGCGCCUGGAUCGGAGGAGGGGAGGCGGGGAGAACGGCACAGGCCAGAGCAUAGGGUGAUGAGGACUGUCCUCCCUGACCUGAAUGCAGAUGACCAGUGAUGGACACAACAUCCCCUCAACAUUUGUUGGAUGACGUAAUAAACAGAGGAACGGGAGAACAGCAGCAGGAGGAAUUUCUGAGCUUGCUGGAGACGAUUGUUCUAAUCAUCUUUCUCUCAGUUAUUAUCAUCAUGACAGUGUUUGGUAACCUGCUGGUCAUGGUGGCACUCUGCAAGGAUAGACAUUUAAGAAAGAAGAAGACCAACUACUUCAUUGUGUCGCUGGCCUUUGCCGACCUGCUGGUGGCGUUGCUGGUGAUGCCCUUCGCUGCGAUCGAGCUGACCACCGGAGAGUGGCGGUACGGAGAGAUCUUCUGUCUGGUCCGAACGUCUCUGGACGUCCUGUUGACCACGGCGUCCAUAUUGCACCUCUGCUGCAUUGCGCUGGACAGGUAUUACGCUAUCUGCUGCCAGCCGCUGGUCUACAGACACAAGAUGACCCCGCUCAGAGUGGCGGGGAUGCUCAGUGGCUGCUGGCUCAUCCCGACAUUCAUCUCCUUUCUACCCAUCAUGCAAAGCUGGAACGCCAUCGGCAUCGAGGACAUUAUUGAGGACAGACGCUCGUCAGGAGGCUCCAACGACACCAGCUGUGUGUUUCUGGUGAACCGGCCGUACGCCCUGAUCUGCUCCACGGUGGCCUUCUACGUCCCGUUGGCUCUCAUGGUCCUGGCCUACCAGCGGAUCUACGUCACCGCCAUGACCCAUGUGCGGCAAAUAGAAACACUGCAGCGGGCCGGUUCGGCGCCCGUCUUCGGGACGACCCCGGUGGUCACCGUGAGGUCCUCCACCUCCUCGGAUCCGACGGACCAGUACCACCUCAGGACAGCGGCGAGCUCAUCCUCCUCGGAGCACGCUCCCAUAGCGAACAGCCGCAUGCGCAUUGAGACGAAGGCGGCAAAGACGCUGGCGGUCAUAAUGGGCUGUUUCUGUCUCUGCUGGGCGCCGUUCUUCAUCACCAACGUGGUGGACCCCUUCAUCCAUUACUCGGUGCCCUGGCAGCUGUGGACAGCCUGGCUGUGGCUCGGGUACAUCAAUUCAGGGUUGAACCCUUUCCUGUACGCCUUUCUGAACCGGGCAUUUCGGAGGGCCUUUCUGGUGAUCCUGUGCUGCGGGGAUGAGCGGUACGCGCGGCAGGGGAGCUGCUCCUACGGACACACCCAAAGGGCGUACUCGGCCGGGUCGGUCAACGGGACGUCAAUGGCACUGAGAUUGUCAUUCCUACCAAAUCGGAGCUACAGCGACAACGGGCGGACGAUGCUGGCUAACGAGCAGGAGUCCCAGGACUCUCUAGGACCACUCUGAAGAUAGGACCCUCGAGUCUGCUCACAGAUGAAGAAUUCUUGGCCCGUGUAAUGUCAACAGUCUACUGUGAUCUGACCUGAGACUGAGACUGGGAUUAUCUCAGCUGGGUAUUCACUCCAUGAUCCAGAAUCCUCAUCAGAUGACUUUUUGUAUGUGGAUGCAGUCCAUGUUCAGAGGCACUACUGCAGCCGUCCGACACGCAGACAGUCUGAUCUGGUUACAUGCAACGUGGGUGCAUACCAAAGCACUUGUUGUGUUGCGUCCAUGGAAUAAAACAUACCCAAUACUUUUUCAGGUUCUGAUUCUACAACUGAUUUUGUUCAGACAUCAUGAUCACUGGACGUGAAGAUGAAGUCCAGUGAUAAAUUCAGCUCCGUCUUUGAAACCUCUGUUCUGGCGCUCCUGCAUAGUUAUAACAGAGGUAACUGCCAGCUGCUCACGCAGACCGCAAAGCUCAUUAGAUUUGAAGUUAAAUUUAUUGUAGAGCAGUUAGUAUUAUUGUGUUUCACCAGCAUUGGCAGCACUGAGAAACAGCUGAAUGUAAUGUCACAAUUAGAUGUUUGGCGUUUAUAUCGUAUUUCAUUUUGAAAUAGAUGUAAACACCAAAAGACCAAAGGCCCAGAAUGUGAAAUCAGACAAUUACGGACUUCAGUGUGGCAGUUUGUGAUGAAAUAUGGUGUGAUGUAAAACUUCUAUUGUUGACUGUUGAGAUGAAACACCUUUGAUGGCACAUACGAUAUUGUUGCACUUACGUCUGGCUGAACGUUUCAAAUGUGUUGCAUUUUGUUUGAAAGCCAGCAGCGAUGUUGUGUUAGUUUGGUAGUGCAGCUCUACAUCACGGCAGAUGUGUACAUCACAAGGGGGAAAGCUUGGCUUUCACUGCAAGGAGCGACAGAGACGGGUUGAAAAUGAACCAGACAUGGUUUAAAGGACAUCAAUAUAUUUAGCAUACAAACAGACACACUGCUAUACAAAUAUUCCGAAAAAGUUUUUAAAAAGUUUAAAAGUUUAAAGAAACUGCGUGAUGAGAAUCAUCAUGACACAAAUGUAAAUGCGGAUAUGAAUUGCAUGCAGAGAAAAGCCCUUUAUACAGGAAGAGGUCCUUUGGAUUUCACUGAUGUUACUGAUAAUAACAAAUAUGCAACAAAUGUUUCUCUUGUUUGGCUCAACGUGAAACGUAAAUAAUGACGUAGCUAAUGGAGGGCGGAAGAGACGGAAUUGAAGAGACCUGAAGAUGGAGACCUGUGAUCAUCAAGUAUCUCAAUUAGAUUCAAUAUUUUUUAUUAAAUAAGUAAUUAUCUAUUUUAUAUUAUUUAAUUUGAUAAUUUUAGUUUAUUUUAUUUAUUUUUUCAGUUCUUAAAAAAUAUGUAAUAUAAUAUAUAGACAACAACAAGAAAUGUAAAGUAUAAGGGCUUUCUGAAUAGUUUACAAUCGCUCUGUAAGAGACAAAAGACAAGAGACAAAAAGUAGUUUUCAUUUUUUUUAAAAGGCUGAUUAAUUUCCUGAAGGAGGUAUAGGCACUGUGUUUGGGCACCGGAUGUUUCUCAGACGAGGGAACUGGGAAUUGUCGUUGAGUAUUUUCCGCUACUAAUGUGGUGCUUAGUGAGUGCAAGGAAUUAUUGUCAUGAUAAUUUCACUAAACUCUUUUCUGGGCCACAUUAUCAGCAUUUCGGGAAGCGCUCAUUUUGCAGCUUUAAAAAGAGUAUUAAAAAAAGUAAUUUCACGUCUUCAAUCAUUAUUUUUUGUUCUCUCCACACUAAACCUGAAAACGAGAAGUGGAAAUGUUUCAGCAAACAAUAUCAAUAUUUCCCUAAUUAGACAUGAUAGCACUUUCAGGCCGGGCAGAAUAUCCCUCAAACAAAGCAUUGCAGACUUGUCUGUCUCUCUACGCUGUUGAAUGAAAUCAGGUGAUUUUGACCACUAGAGGUCAAUAUUCAUGCUCCUUUUAGCCUUAAUUGGGGCACUUUUCCUUAAUUGGAGGUUUUUUUUGUUGCGCUCCCUGCUGUUUCAUGUUGGGCAUGUUGCAUAUUGUCAGUAGUUUUGUGAUUGCUCGCUUGUACUACAAUACCUGAAAGGCCCGUGAUGUUAGGGUUUAAAAAGAAAACAAAAAAAACAAAAAGUAAUGGGCGGAUGAAAUCGAAAAACAGCUCAAGUUGUUAUUAAGCUACAGAGAGGCUUUGGUGGCACUCUGAUCCUAGUAUCCGAGUUUUAAAAAACGCCUUCAUCCCGAUUUACCCCACCUCUGAUGUUUGAUGCUUGAUUUACGUCUAAAGCGACACUGUCUGUCUAUCACAACAUGAUCAGGAGAUGGACACACGGAGGUGUGAUGCCAACUCGACCGCCUACACCUUGUCGCCACAUUUUCAUUUCUGUUUCUCUCUGCAUCUCUGCCUCGCCAAACAGCAGUUAACUAAUCAUCCUUCUUCUUUUAUUCGCAAUGCACAACCUCAGAGUCCAACUUGAAAGAUGACGAGCUGGAUGAAUGUCUUGUUACAAUGUGACAACUUUUACUAGUCCCUGUAUUUCAUCUUUAUCGUGUGCAACGGAGAAUAAACAGAGAAUUUUCCAAUUA